Echinops telfairi (small Madagascar hedgehog) is the source of this 936-nucleotide messenger RNA. Its product is annotated as olfactory receptor 2G3-like. Gene Ontology annotation, biological process: G protein-coupled receptor signaling pathway. Gene Ontology annotation, molecular function: G protein-coupled receptor activity; olfactory receptor activity. The coding region runs from base 1 to 936 and encodes 311 amino acids. NCBI's taxonomy places the organism in Eukaryota, Metazoa, Chordata, Mammalia, Afrosoricida, Tenrecidae. The transcript has a single exon. The record is from RefSeq and is a predicted model, not a curated record. Gene Ontology annotation, cellular component: membrane.
AUGGGGAGGAGUAAUAGCAGUUUCCAUGGAGACUUCAUUCUGGUGGGCUUCUCUGAGCAGCCACAGCUGGAAAAGACACUUUUUGUGGUGGUCUUGUGGUCCUACCUCCUGACACUCAUAGGAAACACAGUCAUUAUUGUGGUCUCCUUCACAGACCCGAAACUGAAAAUGCCCAUGUACUAUUUCCUCACCCAUCUCUCCCUAGUUGACAUCUGCUUUACCACCAGUAUUGUCCCCCAGCUGCUGUGGAACCUAAGAGGACCAGACAAGAGCAUCACUCUGGUGGGCUGUGUUGUUCAGCUCUAUGUGUCCCUGUCCUUGGGCUCCACCGAGUGUGUUCUGCUGACUGUGAUGGCUUUUGAUCGCUAUGCUGCUGUGUGCAAACCCCUGCACUACUCAGCUGUGAUGAAGCCUCAGCUGUGCCAGGCUCUGGCAGGGGUGGCAUGGCUGUGCGGAAUGGGAAAUGCUCUCAUCCAGGGCACUGUCACCCUCUUGCUUCCUCGCUGUGGGCACCGGUGGAUCCACCAUUUCUUCUGUGAGGUGCCUUCUAUGAUUAAGCUUGCGUGCGUCGACAUCCAUGCCAAUGAGGUCCAGCUCUUUGUUGCUUCACUGGUUUUGCUUCUCUUGCCUUUGACCCUGAUACUGAUGUCCUAUGGACAGAUAGUCAGGGCGGUCUUCAGAAUUGGGUCAGCCCAGGCAUGGAAAAAAGCCCUGGGAACGUGUGGCUCUCACUUGAUGGUAGUGUCUCUGUUCUAUGGGACCAUCACGGCUGUGUACAUUCAGCCCAAUAGUUCUUAUGCUCACAGUCGUGGGAGGUUCAUUUCCCUCUUGUAUACAGUCGUGACUCCGACCCUCAAUCCCCUCAUCUACACGCUGAGAAAUAAAGAUGUGAAAGGAGCACUGAGAAGAUUAUGUCACAGAGACCAAAGUCUAUGA